Phymastichus coffea is the source of this 2994-nucleotide messenger RNA. RefSeq names its product egl nine homolog 1 (gene Hph). Lineage: Eukaryota; Metazoa; Arthropoda; Insecta; Hymenoptera; Eulophidae. Gene Ontology annotation, cellular component: nucleus; cytoplasm. Gene Ontology annotation, biological process: cellular response to hypoxia; peptidyl-proline hydroxylation to 4-hydroxy-L-proline. Gene Ontology annotation, molecular function: L-ascorbic acid binding; ferrous iron binding; peptidyl-proline 4-dioxygenase activity. Bases 494 to 1807 code for a protein of 437 amino acids. The record is from RefSeq and is a predicted model, not a curated record. The transcript has 5 exons.
CGAGUUGGCAGAAAUCAACUGAAAAAAGGUAGCUCUUCGCAUCUAUAUCUGUACACAUCUUCUGUUUCCAUCUCUUUCGCAGAUCAUCGCAAUUGUAUAUUUUCCGCAUGCAAUUUCCCCCUCCACGUUUCGAAAAAAAUCGUCAUCGCGUCAGCUGCCGUGCCAUCCUCAGUGCACGAUAGUUGAAUCAGAUCAGUGUCCAGCAACACAAUUUGAAGACAAGUGUGAAGGUGAUCCGCACGCAUUUGUUCGCCGAAAAAAAUACAUACAAACAAACGCUCGACAUUGAACGUAGGGGAUUACAUGAUAAUAAUCAGGAAUAACGGUGAGAUAAAAGAGAGUUGGCUGCGCAGCUGCACAGUUCGGCAGCCGUGAGUGCGUAUGUGACUUUGGCCGCUACAGGCAUGUCGCCGAGGUCGCUUUAACUUCCAAAGUGUUGGGAGCGCGUAAAAAGCGUGAUAGGUAGGAGAGAAGACUCUUCUGCCCGCUGAAUAUGACGACUCCGCUCAAUUGUACACAAGUUCACCCAACGAACCGAACUGGUGGUUACGCUGUUAAAGUCGAAGGUUGCGAAGUCUGUGGCAAAAGCGACAGGUUACUUAGGUGUUCGCGUUGUAAAAGUAUAUUCUAUUGCACAAAGGAGCAUCAGAAGCUUGACUGGAAGCGACAUAAGAGGCAGUGUGUCUCUGACUGUACCUCAGAUAAUAAACCGAGUCAGGAUUUGGAUCAACUACUGACUAGAAGUAAAACACUUGUCCAGGAGGACAAAAGCGACAGCAGAAAGCCUAGGAACAACGAAAAUAUAAAUCUCCAUAGUCAAAAUUACAGAGGAGAUACCAGAGACAGUUUACAUACAAAAGAUAAAGAAGACGGGUGGACUCUACCCAUAACUUACGAGGGUAGUUCAGAAGAUACCAUCCUGGGAGCCAGAGCAGAAUUGUUAAAUCCUCUUCAGGGACCUAGAGUGUUAGAGAAUUCAUCAAAUAAAACAAGCCUAGACAUGCCAGAACCAUGUCACAAUGGAAUCAAAAAUUUUCCAGAGGUUAGAUUGAGGCACGAGGAAGAUUUCUUUCCAUCGCUGCAACUGCCAAGAAGCAGAAACAAUUUGGAAGAAAUUGAUGACAUUUGUAGAAAUUUAAUCAGAGAUCUUGAUAGCUAUGGGGUGUGCGUUGUAAAUAAUUUUCUUGGUACAGAAAAAGGCUUGUCAGUGCUAGAUGAAGUUUUGAAUAUGUACAGUGCUGGAAUGUUCAAAGAUGGUCAGUUAGUAUCAAAUAAGGCUGGUGCAAGUGACUUGAAAACAAUCAGAGGUGAUCAAAUCACAUGGUUGGAUGGCAAAGAGAAAAACUGUCAAAACAUUGGCAAUUUAAUAUCUAAGGUAGAUGCUAUUAUAAUGAGAGCCAACAAAAUGCGUAAUAAUGGCAAGAUGGGUGAAUAUACAAUCAAUGGAAGAACCAAGGCUAUGGUAGCGUGUUAUCCUGGCUACGGUUCGCAUUACGUGAAGCACGUCGACAAUCCAAACCGAGAUGGCAGAUGUAUCACUGCUAUAUACUACUUGAAUAGGGAUUGGGACAUCAAGCAAAACGGAGGUCUGCUCAGGAUAUUUCCGGAAGGCUGGCAAGACCAAGUGGCAGACAUCGAGCCACUGUUCGAUCGUAUUCUCUUCUUUUGGUCCGAUCGAAGGAAUCCGCACGAAGUGCAACCCGCCUACAAAACUAGAUACGCCAUUACGCUGUGGUACUUUGACGCGGAAGAAAGAAACGAAGCUUGUAGGAGAUACCAACGAGACAAUGUACUUGCUGAAGAUUGAACAAAAACAAAACCAAAAAUGUAAUUCAACGUUUAUUACGUUGUUUUCAGAGGAGAUGAAAUCAGGAAACUCAUGAGACGGAGAACACGCGCCAAUAAGCCGACGGAUCGCCCGACGACUGAAUUUAUUAUUGCGACACUCCGUAUUUGUAUAUAGUUUAUUACACACAUAUGCGCGCGACAAAUACAUUGGUACAUAAUUGUAUUACUAUAUAUUAAGAGUUAACUAGAUAUAAGAAACUUCGCGGCGAAUCCUGCAGCGAUCAGGAGGAAUUGAUUUUGGUGUACUGUCAAUGAUGAAAUUAAAAUCACAACAUACUCAAUACGGAUGUGCAAUAGUUUAAUAUUUUUUUAUUCUUUCUUUCUUUUUUAACUUUUUUUGCUAUUUUUCAUUUCGAACAAUCACGUUUUUCUUUAUCAUUGAUCUUAAUUUUGCGCAACAACUUGAGAAAUAAUGUCUUUAUUUUCUUUCCUCUCAUUCUUUUCGAGUGCGUAAUGCACUAGACUAAAUUCGUAUGUAAUUGAGUCAAAAUUGUUUUCAAAAUUGUAUGGGGUUUUUCAAGUGCCUCGACAUGAGUAAAUUGUGAUACAUAACAUAGAAAGUUCAAUUACCCUUAACAAAGGUUUUUAAUACUUUUCUUUUGUCAUGUGUUGUAUUCCAAUUUUUUUUUAUUUAUAGGUUUAUACAUAUAAGUAACAGUUUUGUAUGUAUAUUCAACUGACCGAGUAUGUUUGUAUCCUAAAGAUUAUUUUUCCUGAUUUUGCGCUUGUUUUUUAAAAGUCAAAUCACGCUAUUGUACAUAUAUAUUAUUUAAAAACUAAUCGUUUCAAGUCUAUCGAUAUAUUCAGAACUUUGAUAAAAUUAUUUUUAAGUCUGCAAAUACUUGCUAUCUUUUACUAUAGUCCUUUCGAUAUCCUAUUCCUGCCUAUUCAAUCUUCGUACGUUUGCAAAAGUUACUUCAAAUGAUUGCAACUAAAUAUAUCCGAGAAAAAAUUUAUACUCAUAAAUUGAAUUCCCAUAAAUAAUAUUAAACCAUAAUUAUGAAAUUUUUAAAACAUGAACAAAAGUUUAGUUUGCGCCAAUACAUUUUUAAAAUUUGCUUAUUUCAUAUUCAAAUAUAAUAGUCAUAAAAAUGCGGAUUCAUAUAAAGUUUUAUACAGAAAAAUAAAUAUAUUAUUAAAAGUUCA